Molecule: messenger RNA, 2372 nt
Organism: Myotis davidii
Lineage: Eukaryota; Metazoa; Chordata; Mammalia; Chiroptera; Vespertilionidae
Gene: SYT3
Product: synaptotagmin 3
Exons: 10
Coding region: 76-1872 (598 amino acids)
Biological process (GO): calcium-ion regulated exocytosis; cellular response to calcium ion; regulation of dopamine secretion
Cellular component (GO): membrane
Molecular function (GO): phosphatidylserine binding; calcium-dependent phospholipid binding; calcium ion binding
Source: RefSeq, a predicted model, not a curated record
CCCAUGGGCUGCCGCCCGCCGCCUCGGCUGCCACCCAGGAGCCGGCAGGGAUAAGCGCAGGACCCACCGGUCACCAUGUCCGGAGACUACGAAGAUGACCUCUGCCGACGGGCACUCAUCCUGGUCUCAGACCUCUGUGCCCGGGUCCGAGAUGCCGACACCAGCGACAGGUGCCAGGAGUUCAACGACCUGCGAAUCCGGGGCUACCCCCGGGGCCCCGAUGCAGACAUCUCGGUGAGCCUGCUGUCAGUCAUCGUGACGUUCUGUGGCAUCGUCCUCCUGGGCGUCUCCCUCUUCGUGUCCUGGAAGCUGUGCUGGGUGCCCUGGCGGGACAAGGGCUCGGCCGUGGGCGGUGGCCCCCUGCGCAAAGAGCUAGGCCCUGGGGUCGGGCUGGCAGGCCUGGUAGGCGGCAGUGGGCACCACCUGGGGGCUGGCCUGGGUGGCCACCCUCUGCUGGGGGGCCCACACCACCAUGCCCACGCCGCCCACCACCCGCCCUUCGCGGAGCUGCUGGAGCCGGGCAGCCUGGGGGCCUCGGACGCCCCUGACCCCUCCUACUUGGACAUGGACUCCUACCCAGAGGCCGCCGCCGCCGCCGCUGCAGUGGCUGCUGGGGUCAAACCGAGCCAGACGUCUCCUGAGCUGCCCUCAGAGGGAGGGGCAGGCUCUGGGCUGCUCCUGCUGCCUCCUAGCGGUGGCGGUUUGCCCAGUGCCCAGUCACAUCAGCAGGUCACCAGCCUGGCGCCCACCAGGUACCCAGCCCUGCCUCGGCCCCUCACCCAGCAGACCCUGACCACCCAGCCGGACCCGGGCAGUGAGGAGCGGCCACCCGCCCUGCCCUUACCCUUGCCGGGUGGUGAAGAAAAGGCCAAGCUCAUCGGGCAGAUCAAGCCGGAGCUGUACCAGGGCACUGGCCCCGGCAGCUGGCGCGGCGGCGGGGCCCUGGGCUCUGGGGAGGCCGGCGCGGGAGCACCCUGCGGCCGCAUCAGCUUUGCCCUGCGGUACCUCUACGGCUCCGACCAGCUGGUGGUGCGGAUCCUGCAGGCCUUGGACCUCCCGGCCAAGGACUCCAACGGCUUCUCAGACCCCUACGUCAAGAUCUACCUGCUGCCCGACCGCAAGAAAAAGUUUCAGACCAAGGUGCACAGGAAGACCCUGAACCCUGUGUUCAAUGAGACGUUUCAGUUCGCGGUGCCCCUGGCCGAGCUGGCCCAGCGCAAGCUGCACUUCAGCGUCUAUGACUUCGACCGCUUCUCGCGGCACGACCUCAUCGGCCAGGUGGUGCUGGACAACCUCCUGGAGCUGGCGGAGCAGCCCCCGGACCCCGUGACCGUGACCGCGGCGGGCAGCUGCGCGGGGUCACCAGGAUUGGCCCAGCGUCAGACUGAGGGGACGGACGGGAAACCCGAGUCCUGGCUGGACACCAGGGAGGAAGCCCUGGAGGCUGGGGGGGUCCUGACCCCCCUUUCCCCACGGCAGGAAAAGGCGGAUCUUGGGGAGCUCAACUUCUCACUCUGCUACCUCCCCACGGCCGGGCGCCUCACCGUGACCAUCAUCAAAGCCUCUAACCUCAAAGCCAUGGACCUCACCGGCUUCUCGGACCCCUACGUGAAGGCCUCUCUGAUCAGCGAGGGGCGGCGCCUCAAGAAGCGGAAAACCUCCAUCAAGAAGAACACGCUGAACCCCACCUACAACGAGGCGCUGGUGUUCGACGUGGCCCCCGAGAGCGUGGAGAACGUGGGGCUCAGCAUCGCCGUGCUUUGCCUCUGCCCCGCCCUCCUGAACCUUCUGAAUUUUCCGUUUCAGGAAAAGACUCUGACCAGCUUCACAAAAGGUGGCAAAGGAUUGUCAGAGAAAGAGAAUUCAGAGUGAGGGGUCUGGCCUAAGCCCGGGAUCGGACCAGGCCCCUCAGGACCCCAUUCCUUCCUGCCCGGACCAUGAACUCAUCUCCUCGAAGCCAUAACGUCCGAGCUGCGUGGUGCGGGCGGCCCUGGGCCCGCCCAUCCUUCUCCCCCCAGGAGGCGGGAGGGCAGGCGGCCCUGGGCCCAGCCCCCUGUUUCAGGGCGGGGGCAUUCAGUCUCCACUGUGUCUGUCUGUCCUUCCCUGGGGCUCCCCUUCCAGGCAAGGGGCCGUGCAUGUCUGGGGGACCCCAGCCCCCCAAGCCCUCCGUCUGUCUCUCUGUCUUUUGCUGUUUGUUCAAGACUUGGUGUCCUGACCCUCGUGCUCACCAUGAAUGUCAACGGACCAAUCCUCCGUGUCCCCCCAGACACACACACACCUGGGUCUACCCCUCUGUGCGCCACCCCCGCGUCUGGCCGAUCCACCCACUGCUGCUGCUAUCAACACCAGAAUAAACACCGUGGGUCUCACUC